Molecule: messenger RNA, 2840 nt
Organism: Protomyces lactucae-debilis
Lineage: Eukaryota; Fungi; Ascomycota; Taphrinomycetes; Taphrinales; Protomycetaceae
Product: putative isp4 protein
Exons: 7
Coding region: 350-2701 (783 amino acids)
Biological process (GO): transmembrane transport
Molecular function (GO): oligopeptide transmembrane transporter activity
Source: RefSeq, a predicted model, not a curated record
ACUAGACUGACCUAAAAGACGCAACACUCUUCUGUGGUCUGGUGACUCAUCUUGAGGCGCGCAGCAAGACAUGAGUGGAAUGAGAUGAGUACGCUGACCAACAAAGCCCUUGUUAGUCGUGCAGAUAAGGGAGACCAUUCACGGCGCCCCUACAAUGUGCUUCAGCAAGUGGCAUUUGUGCAGAUGUCGUUCUCCACGAUACUACGACCGGAACUUGGGCCCAAGUUGGAAGCGCAUUUGCUUGCCCCUGAAAAGUGACAGACAGAACAUCCAGGAUGUUUUCUGCUCUUAAUGGCGCCAAGCUGCCAGCUAGCAAAAUUUGCUCAGUCAACCUCUCACUGAUACAGUCAUGACGGCGUCGUCUACCAGCGAUGAACUUGAGAAGACUCAUCUGUCCAAGGUGACAGAGGAUGGAAUCUCCUUAGAAAGGUUCGCAAGUUAUGAAAUGCGCGAAAUCAACGAGACCAGCAAGCACAACGACAAAGGACCAUGGCCCAUCGCCAGCUCUGCUCCACCAGUGACUGAUGACGAUGAAGCGGAGGAUAGUCCUUACUUCAUGGUCAGAGCAGCUGUGCCUCCCACUGACGACCCAGACUUGCCAGUCAACACCAUCCGCAUGUGGGCAACUGGCAUCAUCUUUGCUUGUAUUGGAUCGGCCAUCAACACAACCCUUAGCUUGCACGCGCCUGUUGUGUAUGUCUCACCAACUGUUGCUCAGCUAUUGGCUUACUUCGUCGGCAAUAUGUGGGCCAAAAUCUUGCCAACACGCGUUUUCACCACUUUUGGAAAGAAAUGGACGCUGAAUCCUGGCCCUUUCAACCACAAAGAGCAUACCUGCAUCGCCAUCAUGGCAACAGUCGGGUUUGGCAACGACUAUGUGAGUAGUUUUGUCACGUCACACCAUGCUUUUUACAAGCAAGACUUUGGCUUGUUGUUCCAACUCAUGCUCUCCUGGACGGUACAGAUUCUUGGGUUAUCGCUAGCCGGCAUUGCUCGUCGUUUCCUAGUCUACCCUGCUUCCGCCAUGUGGCCGAGUGUUCUUGCUCAAUCCACAAUGAUUCACACACUUCACCAGGGAAGGGAACCACCCGCCGAAGGUCGAUGGAGUACCAUAACCCGAAGGAACUUUCUCCUCGUCGUCAUCCUUGGCUGUUUCCUCUGGCACUUCUUCCCGCUCUUCAUCUUCCCGGCUAUGUCACAACCUGUCUUCUUGACGUGGAUAUGGCCCAACAACGUGUUGAUCAACCAAUUGUUUGGCGCCUCGCAAGGACUUGGUCUCUUACCCUUGACCUUCGACUGGAGUGUCGUCAGUGGAUAUCAAGGAAGUCCUUUAGUCGUUCCGUGGCAUGCCAUUGCGAAUGUUUUGGUCGGCAUAUUCGUCAUUUUUGUUGUUGGUGCAAUCAGCCUCAGCUUUGGCAAUGUUUGGUACGGAGACUACCUACCAAUCUCAGAGGGCAUGGCAUAUGACAACACGCAAAUGCCCUUCAAUGCAAGCUCACUCUUGACACCUGACUUUCAGCUAGACCCAGUGAAGUACCAGAACUACUCGCCUUUGUUCUUGCCCACGGGAUUUGCUAUCGCCUACGGAGUGAGCUUUGCUGCUCUUGCUUCUACGUUACCUUAUGUCUAUCUGUACCAUGGCGCAGGCCUUCGACGACAGUUCUUCCGCAAGGACGAAGAGGAUAUUCACAUGAAGUUGAUGCGAAAGUAUCCCGAAACGCCAGACUGGUGGUAUGUUGUGCUCUAUAUCGUCAUGUUCUCCAUGGCGUUUGCUGUUGCAACGGUUUGGCCUACACACCUGGCUUGGUGGGCUGUGGCACUCAGCAUCGUGAUUGCAAUCUUCUACAUCGUUCCUAUUGGCAUCGUUGCUUCCAUUACCAAUAUCUACAUCGGUCUCAACGUGCUCACAGAAUUCAUCAUUGGAUACUUGCAGCCAGGCAAGCCGGUAGCAAUGAUGCUUUUCAAGACUUACGGAUACAUUUCGAUGAGCCAAGCGUUGACUUUUACGGCUGAUAUGAAAUUGGCUCAUUACAUGAAAGUGCCACAACGUCAGGUGUUUUGGGUUCAGCUCAUUGGCACAUUCAUUGGUGCAACCGUCGAUAUCUUCGCAUUGCGAGCAGCCUUGUUCAACAUUCCGGACGUCUGUACGAAAAAGGCUCCUCUGAAUUUUAGGUGCUCUCAGCCGAGAGUCUUCUUCAGUGCAUCCAUCAUUUGGGGCUUAUUGGGGCCUGCGCGUAUCUUCAGCCUAGGCAAGGUCUACAGCGGUUUGCUUCUUUUCUUCCCGAUUGGCUUCAUCACGCCCAUUUUGACUUGGUUGUACAUCAAAAAGUAUCCCAAAUCAUGGGUCCGCUGGGUCAAUUUCCCAGUCAUGUUUUCUGGGGUUGGUUCGAUGCCUCCCGCAACGAUUCUCAAUUAUGCAACAUGGGGUAUAGUUGGCUUUGUCGCCAACUUUAUGAUCAAGAAGAGUCACCCAAAAUGGUGGACCAAAUACAACUAUGUUCUGUCUGUUGCGCUGGACAUUGGCUUGACGUUGUGCUCCAUCUCCCUUCUUGGUUUUUUUGGUCUGGUGUCCAGAACCGAAAUGCCGCGAUGGUGGGGAACGGAGAUUGGGUCAAAUACUCUGGAGAACAAGGGCUUAGCAAUUCGCAAGAUACUGUCAGAGGGAGAAACGUUCGGGCCGCCUCUCGGCAGCUGGAAUUAGGCAGCACUCAAUCGAGGUGAAGCAAGACUUAAGAGCGUUCGCAGCAGUUUACCUUUUCCAAUCAAUUCUGCUGGCCAGCUCAUAGUUGAGAGAUAUCGUUUGAUCCAUCGUACUUUGACAAUCUUUUACACCUGUCAGA